Melanotaenia boesemani (Boeseman's rainbowfish) is the source of this 1126-nucleotide messenger RNA. RefSeq names its product regulator of microtubule dynamics 1 (gene rmdn1). Lineage: Eukaryota; Metazoa; Chordata; Actinopteri; Atheriniformes; Melanotaeniidae. The transcript is spliced from 10 exons. The record is from RefSeq and is a predicted model, not a curated record. Gene Ontology annotation, molecular function: microtubule binding. Gene Ontology annotation, cellular component: cytoplasm; spindle microtubule; mitotic spindle pole. Bases 102 to 1031 code for a protein of 309 amino acids.
UGCGUAGAAGGCAUAGGCAUUGGUAGGACGUCGCGAUGGGUGGUUAAAUGUUAGCUAACCGGACUGCCGGUUGAUUAUUCAGUUUGCAGACUUUUCUGGAAAUGGCUGGGAGGAUUUUAACGCUGCGCAUUAGCAGAACCUUACUGGACCUGGCGUCCGGAGCUAAAGCCGUCAGAACCAGAGGGACAAACCGGAACCACCGGGCCGCUUUCAGCCGGACUGCAACUUCUCUGAAUACUGGAGGAGCUGUCCUCUUCCUGGGCCUCCCUGUAAUCUCCUAUCUGGGUUAUGAAGCGGUCCACUGGGUCCAGAGUUCAGCUGUGGUCUGCGCUCUAGAGAAAGAGGAAGUGCUGGAGCAGGCGGACUACCUGUACAGCUGUGCCGACACUCAGAAGCUCUACCAGCUGCUGGUCCAAUACAAAGACAGUGAUGAUGCAGAGUUCUUGUGGAGGUUGGCCAGAGCCUCUCGCGACCUCUCCCUGCUUCCUAAUGUGGAGACCGACAGGAAGAAGCAGCUGACGUUUGAAGCCUUUGAAUUUGCCAAGAGGGCUCUGGAGAAGGACCAGUCCUGUUUUGCAGCACACAAAUGGUACGCCAUCUGUCUCAGCGACAUCGGGGACUACGAGGGCGUGAAGGUGAAAAUCGGGAAUUCGUACAUCAUCAGGGAGCAUCUGGAGAAAGCCAUCGAGCUGAACCCAAGAGACGCCACGUCCCUGCACAUCUUAGGCUACUGGUGUUUUGCUUUUGCAGAGUUGCCAUGGUAUCAGCGCAAAGUUGCAGCAGUGAUUUUCUCAUCGCCGCCUACAUCCACAUUCGAGGAGGCUCUGGAGUUCUUUCUGAAGGCAGAGGAAGUGGAUCCAAACUUCUACAGUAAGAACCUGCUGAUGCUCGGAAAGACGUACAUGGCCAUGAAGGACACACAGAAAGCUCUGCUCUGGUUGACAAAAGCUAAAGACUACCCUGCUCACACCCUGGAGGACAAAGAGGUCCAUAAAGAAGCCGUAGACCUGCUGAAGAGGCUGGAAUCAUGAUGAAAAACUUCCUCCAUGUGGAAGAUGAAUUAAUACUUGUGUUAAUAAAGUUUUAGAAAUCUCAGCCCUCCAAAAUAAAGAUCAGAGUAAACUUC